AUGGCCGCGUACGACUACGAAGAUGCACCAGGGACCUACGACGAAACGUCAGCGACACAGCGCCAGGCGUCGUCCGGAGCCCCUCCAUCUCAAGACCUAGGGUACGACCCGAACUUCGUCCCGGACUCCGUCAAAUCUUUCGUCGUCCACCUCUACCGCCACAUCCGCGAGAAGAAUGUGUACGAGAUCCACCAGAUGUACGAGACGUCGUUUCAGACUCUUUCCGAUCGGCUCUUCAAGGACACGCCAUGGCCCUCCGUCGACGCAGUCGCCCACUACGUCGACAAUGACCACGUCUUCUGCCUUCUCUACCGCGAGAUGUGGUUCCGCCACCUAUACGCUAGGCUGUCGCCGACGCUGAAGCAGAGAAUCGACUCUUGGGACAAUUACUGUAGCCUCUUCCAGGUCGUCCUCCACGGCGUCGUUAAUAUGCAGCUGCCCAACCAGUGGCUCUGGGACAUGGUCGACGAGUUCGUGUACCAGUUCCAGAGCUUUUGCCAGUACAGAGCUAAGAUGAAGAACAAGACUGAGCAGGAGAUUGCCCUUCUCAGACAGUUUGAUCAAGCCUGGAAUGUGUAUGGUGUGCUUAACUUUUUGCAAGCUCUGGUGGAGAAGUCCAUGAUCAUUCAGAUUCUCGAGCACGAGAAGGAAGGGCUUGAGCAGUUUACUGCUACAGAUGGGUAUGAUUAUAAUGGUGGGAGUAAUGUUUUGAAGGUGUUGGGGUAUUUCAGCAUGGUGGGAUUGCUUCGGGUACAUUGUCUCUUGGGUGAUUAUCAUACUGGCCUGAAAUGCUUGCAGCCUAUUGACAUUACUCAGCAAGGUGUUUACACAACUGUUAUUGGAAGCCACAUUUCCACCAUUUAUCAUUAUGGUUUUGCUAAUCUUAUGUUGCGUAGGUACGUGGAGGCAAUUCGUGAAUUUAAUAAGAUUCUGUUGUACAUCUAUAAAACCAAGCAGUACCAUCAGAAGUCUCCACAGUAUGAGCAGAUACUAAAGAAGAAUGAGCAGAUGUAUGCCCUGUUGGCAAUUUCCCUUUCACUGUGUCCACAGGUGAAGCUUGUUGAGGAAACUGUGAACUCUCAGUUGCGUGAGAAGUAUGGUGAAAAGAUGAUCAGGAUGCAAAGAUACGAUGAUGAAGCAUUUGCUAUUUAUGAUGAACUCUUCUCGUAUGCAUGCCCUAAGUUCAUUACCCCAUCCCCUCCAAGUUUUGAGGAGCCUCUUGUUAAUUACAACCAGGAUGCUUAUAGACUUCAAUUGAAGCUGUUCCUUUAUGAAGUGAAGCAGCAACAGUUAUUAUCAGGCAUUCGGACCUUUUUAAAAGUAUAUUCAUCCAUCUCUCUUGCGAAGCUAGCAAGCUACAUGGAAGUGGAUGAAUCCAAGUUGAGGACUAUCUUGUUGACAUACAAGCACAAGACACAUGCUGUUGAUACUGACGGAAAAAUCAUUUCCAAUGCUGAUGUGGAUUUCUAUAUUGAUGAUGACUUGAUUUAUGUUGUUGAAUCAAAACCAGCAAAACGAUAUGGGGAUUACUUCUUGCGGCAAAUUGUGAAGCUUGAAGGGGUUAUCAAUGAUAUGGACAGGGUAAAGCUGGAUUGA
Molecule: messenger RNA, 1596 nt
Organism: Prunus armeniaca (apricot)
Lineage: Eukaryota; Viridiplantae; Streptophyta; Magnoliopsida; Rosales; Rosaceae
Source: the annotation of a GenBank genome assembly